AUGUCCCGUGCUCUCGCUGCCUUCUCGCGAUCCCUGUUAACGCGUCCCUAUCUCAACCCCACGGAAACAACGGACCCAUCAGUCUUUUCUCCACUCAACAACAACUCAUCCAACCAUCGCCUCAGCCAUGCCAUGAACUCCGACAUCUCCAGUCCUCAUAUAUAUCCCGCGUACUGCAAUGCAAAGUCUCCAACAAUACAUAAAUUCUGUCCCUUGCGCGCGGUCGACGUGCAUGCCCUGAGUGGUGAUCAGGGGUACUACAUCAAUGGUAUGUUCACCUCCUCAAUUUGUUCCUCGCAAUGGAAAAAUCCUCUGUCUUGCACAGAUUGGGAGGGGCUCGGCGGUCUAGCUAAUAAGAUUGGGAAUAGCCAGACGUCUUUUUCAUCAUGGCAACCACCAGAUUUUGUGGGUGAUGCUUACGGGCUUGGUCGUCGCGGUAGACGAAUAUUAUGGGAAGACAAUUUUCACGGUUGAUGAUAGUAGUGGGAUGUGCAUCGAAUGCACUGCUCCAACGCCGAAAGCCAACCUUUCUAUAGAACCCGUCAUCAAUCAAAACCACCAAAUCAUCAAGAAAGAAGAGGCGAAUACCACCAGACCGACACCCGCGACACCAAAAAUACCGUGGGGCGAUAUGGAUGUAGGUGUGGUGAUUAAAAUAAAGGGUGGAAUCAAUACUUUCCGCAAUCAGAAACAGAUUGAGAUUGUGAAGAUAGAAAUAUUGAGAAGUACGGACCAGGAGGUCAGUUUUUGGAACUACAUUCUGGCGUUCCGGCAGAGGAUAUUGAGCGUUCCUUGGACUCUGACGCAGGAGGAAGAGGAUAAGUGUCGGCGGCAGGCGACCGGGGAGAGACAUCCCAAAAGGAAAGAGAAGACUGAAUCGAGGCCUGGAAUCACCUCCUACAAAAACAAAAUGGUGAACGAUGAAAAUCGAAACACAAAUGUCGCCAAGGGACAUAGAAAUCACGAAGCUAAGAAGAAACGCAGGGAGACCGAGGAACAGGAGAAGACGAAUUCUGAGGUCCAAAAUCUACAUCAAAUUGAGCAUGCGUGGUUGAGCUCCGAGCAUUAUUCUUCUCUCGUCAUUGAAGCCAGGGAAAAGAAACCUGACACUGUAAAGGUGUGA
Messenger RNA from Hymenoscyphus albidus, 1123 nucleotides. Lineage: Eukaryota; Fungi; Ascomycota; Leotiomycetes; Helotiales; Helotiaceae. The record is from the annotation of a GenBank genome assembly.